Drosophila willistoni is the source of this 780-nucleotide messenger RNA. RefSeq names its product alcohol dehydrogenase 1. Gene Ontology annotation, molecular function: alcohol dehydrogenase (NAD+) activity. NCBI's taxonomy places the organism in Eukaryota, Metazoa, Arthropoda, Insecta, Diptera, Drosophilidae. The transcript is spliced from 4 exons. Gene Ontology annotation, biological process: alcohol metabolic process. Bases 1 to 780 code for a protein of 259 amino acids. The record is from RefSeq and is a predicted model, not a curated record. Gene Ontology annotation, cellular component: cytoplasm.
AUGAAUUUAGUUGAAAAAAAUGUUAUUUAUUUCGGCGGUUUUGGUGGAAUAGGUCAAAAAUGUAUAGCUCAGCUACUCGAAAAACAAUUGAAGGCCUUAGCUAUAUUCGAUUUGACAGAGAAUACUAAAAUCUUGGACGAAUGGCAAAAGAAAUUUCCCAAUACGGACAUUUUUUACCAGAAGGUCGAUGUCACCAAGAAAUCUGAUAUAGAAGCUGCUUACAAGGCAGCAAGUCAACGUUUGGAUUACUUUGAUGUCAUAGUCAAUGGAAGUGGCAUUAUGAAUGAUCGCCUCAUUGAGCUGUCUGUGGAUAUUAAUUUGAUGGGUGUCAUUAACAGUACAUUGACUGCCUUGGAAUAUAUGGAUAAGUCGAAAAAAGGUCGAGGUGGACUCAUUGUAAAUAUUUCAUCAGUUGUCGGCCUGCAACCAUCUCCCCUAUUUCCAGUGUAUGCGGCAAGCAAAACUGCUGUCACCUGUUUCACACGUUCCCUGGGUGUUUCUUUCUAUUAUGAACGAUUUGGUGUAUCUUUCAUUACAAUUUGUCCUGGCAUGACGGAUACUGGCCUUCUAGAUGAUUUGUCUAGCAAAACAAUUUUCGAUUUUGAGACUCCAUUGCAUAAAAUAGCCCCCAAAAUAAAACGUCAAAAGGCUGAAGAGUGUGCCAGAAGUUUAGUAAAGGCCAUUGAAGAGGGCAAAAAUGGUGAUGUCCUUAUGCUAGAGUUGGGUACUAUUACGGAAGUGAAAAUACCUAAUCAUUGGGUACAUCAAUUUGAUGAUUAA